AUGACUAAGGCUAAUAGCUAUCUAAGUAUCUUACAGGAUGACACCAUCCCUUCCUUUGCUGUCAGGAAGAACGACCCUUACAAGCAACCACUUCGAGUUCGCCCAUCGCUACAAGAACAAGAAGUCGUGGCUCUACCGGGUUUGCCACGCUGUUGCCCAUCAAGGCUUCACCAAGCUGCUCGACAACCUGGACAUCGAGUCCUGCUUCCUUUCCAUCAACCCCAAGACCUACCUCUCUCCCACACAGCUGACAACCCAACCCUCCGCGAGGGUAUCGCCACACACGUCUACGCCUGCAAUGCCGACAUGACCAACCAGACCUUCACCAACAGCGAUGGGGACUUCCUGAUUGUGCCGCAGCAGGGUGCUCUAGACAUCCAGACCGAAUUCGGCAUGCUGUUCGUCCAGCCUGGUGAGAUUGCCGUCAUCCAGCGUGGCCAGCGCUAUAAGGUCAACCUUCCAGACGGCCCUCUCGGUGCCAACGGCUUGGCCAACCCCCGCGAUUUCCUCCACCCGGUGGCCAAAUAUGAGAUCCAGACGGGGGUCGGAUGGCGCUCUAUCUAUAAGCUGGGCGGGCGGCAGAUUUUACUACAGCAAGCAACGGCACUCUCCCUUUGA
Messenger RNA from Amorphotheca resinae ATCC 22711, 618 nucleotides. RefSeq lists its product as hypothetical. NCBI's taxonomy places the organism in Eukaryota, Fungi, Ascomycota, Leotiomycetes, Helotiales, Amorphothecaceae. Gene Ontology annotation, molecular function: homogentisate 1,2-dioxygenase activity. Gene Ontology annotation, biological process: L-phenylalanine catabolic process. Gene Ontology annotation, cellular component: cytoplasm. Bases 1 to 618 code for a protein of 205 amino acids. The record is from RefSeq and is a predicted model, not a curated record. The transcript has 4 exons.